Molecule: messenger RNA, 1251 nt
Organism: Quercus robur (English oak)
Lineage: Eukaryota; Viridiplantae; Streptophyta; Magnoliopsida; Fagales; Fagaceae
Exons: 1
Coding region: 1-1251 (416 amino acids)
Source: RefSeq, a predicted model, not a curated record
AUGGAACCAUUGGAUUUAGGACCUCCAACAAUAGUAUGUGAACAUUGUGGAGCUCAACUUUGGUAUGAAGAGAGAACUGUAAAGUCAAAAACGCCUACAAAACCGAAGUUUAGUUUGUGCUGUUCUGAAGGAAAAGUUGAACUCCCUUUAUUGAAAGAACCUCCACCCUUUCUUGGAAACUUACUCAAUAUUAAUAGUGAUCAGAGAUCAAUAAACCUUCAACUAGGGAUAAGAAUCUACAACUCUCUCUUUGCUUUCACUUCUUUGGGGGGUAAUGUUGAUAGAUCAGUGAAUAAUGGUUCCGGUCCAUAUGUGUUUCGUGUAAAUGGUCAAACUCAUCAUAGAAUUGGAUCACUUCUUCCUGUCCAUGGCCAAAAACCUAAGUAUGCACAGCUUUAUAUUUAUGAAACUGAUAAUGAAGUUAAAAAUAGAAUUGAUGCAGUUAUACGUGAAGAUGAUAGAAAUUAUGUGGAUCUAGAUAUUGUUACCAGGUUGAUGGAAAUGUUAGACCAGUGCAACCAAUUGGUUAAAUGUUUUAGAAUGGUCAGGGACAGAUUUGAUGAAUCAGAUAUACAUAAUGUCAGAAUUCGUUUAAUACGAAGUCGCAAUUCUGGUGAAAGGCAAUAUGACUUACCUGUAACAUCUGAGAUAGCUGCUCUUAUUGUUGGAGAUUUUAAUAUUGAAAGUUCUGAUAGAGAUAUUAUUGUUAAGAAUCGAAGUUUAGGAUUGCAACGUAUAAAUGGAACUCAUCCAAGCUUUAUGGCAUUGCAAUAUCCAUUACUUUUUCUGUAUGGUGAGGAUGGGUAUAUGCUUGGUAUACCUUAUAGGAAUUUGAAUGGGAGCAAUUCUAGAAAAAGGGAAUCAAUAACAAUGAGAGAAUACUAUGCUUAUAGGCUUCAACAACGCUUUCAUGAGGGCAAGACAUUGUUGCUUGGUAGGAGUCUUUUUCGACAAUUUAUAGUGGAUGCAUACACUUCCAUCGAAGAAGAAAGACUACAAUGGGUUAGAUUCAAUAAAAAAAAAUUGAGGUCAGAGCUGUACUAUGGUUUGAAAGAUGCCGUUCUUCGUGGUGAUACAGAUCCCAUUAAUGUAGGCAAACGAAUAGUCCUACCAUCCUCAUUUAUUGGAAGUCCAAGGUACAUGGUUCAAAAUUAUCAAGAUGCAAUGGCGAUACGUAGAUGGGCAGGUUACCCAGAUUUAUUUCUUAUAUUUACUUGCAAUCCAAAAUGGCCAGAAAUCAUCAUUCCUUAG